Castor canadensis (American beaver) is the source of this 2270-nucleotide messenger RNA. RefSeq names its product general transcription factor IIH subunit 2. Gene Ontology annotation, molecular function: zinc ion binding. Lineage: Eukaryota; Metazoa; Chordata; Mammalia; Rodentia; Castoridae. Gene Ontology annotation, biological process: DNA-templated transcription; regulation of transcription by RNA polymerase II; nucleotide-excision repair. Gene Ontology annotation, cellular component: transcription factor TFIIH holo complex; transcription factor TFIIH core complex. The record is from RefSeq and is a predicted model, not a curated record.
GGGGCGGAACUUCCGGCAGAGAGUUGCGGCUCAGGACCGGGGUUGAACUCAGGGCCUUGGGUUGCUGGGCAGGUGUUCUUCGACUUUGGUCACAAUUCCAGCCCUCAUAACCAAGAACUUCAGAAAGUACGUGAUCUGAUGGUUUUUACAGACUACUGAAGAAUAUACUACAUUUCAAAAAAUAUGGAUGAUGAACCUGAAAGAACAAAGCGGUGGGAAGGAGGCUAUGAGAGAACAUGGGAAAUUCUUAAAGAAGAUGAAACUGGCUCACUUAAAGCUACAAUAGAAGAUAUCCUCUUCAAGGCAAAGAGAAAAAGAGUAUUUGAGCACCAUGGACAAGUUCGACUUGGAAUGAUGCGCCACCUUUAUGUGGUAGUAGAUGGAUCAAGAACAAUGGAAGACCAAGAUUUAAAGCCUAAUAGACUGACGUGUACUUUAAAGUUGUUGGAAUACUUCGUAGAAGAAUAUUUUGAUCAAAAUCCUAUCAGUCAGAUUGGAAUAAUUGUGACUAAGAGUAAAAGAGCUGAAAAACUGACUGAACUCUCAGGAAACCCAAGGAAACACAUAACAUCUUUGAAGAAAGCUGUAGAUCUGACCUGCCAUGGGGAACCAUCUCUUUAUAAUUCCUUAAGCAUGGCUAUGCAGACUCUGAAACACAUGCCUGGACAUACAAGUAGAGAAGUCUUAAUCAUCUUCAGCAGCCUUACAACUUGUGAUCCAUCCAAUAUUUAUGAUCUAAUUAAGACCCUAAAAGCAGCUAAAAUUAGAGUGUCUGUUAUUGGAUUGUCUGCAGAGGUUCGAGUUUGCACUAUACUUGCUCGUGAAACUGGAGGCACAUACCAUGUUAUUUUGGAUGAAAGCCAUUACAAAGAAUUGCUAACACAUCAUGUUAGUCCUCCUCCUGCCAGCUCAAGCUCUGAAUGCUCACUUAUUCGGAUGGGAUUUCCUCAGCACACCAUUGCUUCUUUGUCUGAUCAAGAUGCAAAACCUUCUUUCAGCAUGGCGCAUUUGGAUAACAGUACUGAGCCAGGGCUUACGUUAGGAGGCUACUUCUGCCCACAGUGUCGGGCAAAGUACUGUGAGCUUCCUGUUGAAUGUAAAAUAUGUGGUCUUACUUUGGUGUCUGCUCCCCAUUUGGCACGGUCUUACCAUCAUCUAUUUCCUUUGGAUCCGUUUCAAGAAAUUCCCCUAGAAGAAUAUAAAGGAGAAAGAUCUUGUUAUGGAUGUCAGGGGGAAUUGAAAGACCAACAUGUCUAUGUUUGUGCUGCGUGCCAGAAUGUUUUUUGUGUGGACUGUGAUGUUUUUGUUCACGACUCUCUCCACUGUUGUCCUGGCUGUAUUCAUAAGAUUCCAACUCCUUCAGAUCAUCAGAGAAACUUUGGUGAGAAUGUAUGAUUGAAGUCUGUGUUUUAGGUUCAAUGCAGAUAUAUCAUUAUUGGCAGGACGCCUUUCCAGGUAUGCCCUGUUGAAAGUGAAUAAGGCUGCCAUAGCAAAGGUAUGUGUAUUUUAUAUCUAUAAACUUUAGUCAAUUUAAAUUGAGUUUCACUGUGAAGUUUGUGAUUUUUAUAAAUAAGAAUGCUUAGUAAAAAACUUUUAUCAGCAAAGACAAUAUAAUCACUCCCUGUAGAGUGAUUUCCCGAUGAAGCCCAGAAAUACGCAUUUUUUUUUUAAACAAAGACAUAAUGUGACCAAAGUAAUAAUUUAUCAGUAAUAAAGUGUCAGUGAUUUGCAGAAGAUGCCUUUAACCCUGGCUUAGAAGGAAUGUACUAGGCAUUUCCUGAAAAGUUACAGCUCUGUGUUAGAGACUCAGCCUCCCUGCCUGGUAUAAAAUGACCUCAUGUCCAUGUUGACAGUUUCGGCUCCUUCAGUUUUGGGUUUUAUUUGCACACUUGAUAAGGUUAAGAUAAGCAUCUUAGUUAGGCUUAAGGAGGAAUUUCCUUUUUCACAAUAAUACAGAAAAUACUGAUUUUUUUUAAAUUACAGAAAUGGGGACUGGGAAUGUAGCACAGUCAUGGAGCACUUGCCUACGUUGAGUGAAGCACUGGGUUCCAUCCCAGUGGAGAAAAAAAAAAAAGACUGCGGAAGUAGAAAUGGUGAUUAAGACAGUUCUGGCCUUUAAUUUCCUUUUUGGAACUCUAUAGUAUUAUUAAUUUAUUUUAAAUACAUCCAAAUGUGCACGUCUCUUUUGUGGGGGUGCAAUUUUGGGAAUCAGCCCUAGGGCCUUGUGCAUGGUUUGAACUCAGGGUCUUCUGCUUGCUAAGCAAGCACUU